UCAAACUGAAAACUAGAAACCUCCAAACACAACAAUGUCCCAACCCAGAUUCAUUUUCAUGAUCUUCUUCUGUCUGGCACUUGUUCUGUUUCACACCCAUUUUCCAGUCUGCAAUGGCCUAUCAUUUGUGGACAUCAAUUUGUUGAAACACAAUGAAAUGGAUGUGAUGACCAAAAGGGUUUGCACCAGGAGCAUUGGAGAGUGCUUGACUGAGCCUGAGAUGGAUUCAGAGACCAACAGAAGAGUUCUGGUAAUGCAGAAAAAGUACAUUAGCUAUGAGACCCUUAAGAGGGACAUGGUUCCUUGUGAUAGAGCUGGAGCUUCUUACUACAAUUGUCAUGCAACACAAGCAAAUCCUUAUCGAAGAGGCUGUGAGGUAAUUACUGCAUGUAGAGGUGCUCAAGGCACAAACACUUGAUAGAUUAGAGUCAUAACAACGGAUGAAGGAAAGAGACCCUGUGGCUGUGCGUUAUUCUCCCUCGUUAGUCCCUCAUUCUCUUUUGCCCUUU
This is a messenger RNA of Abrus precatorius (Indian licorice), 509 nucleotides long. Its product is annotated as protein RALF-like 24. The record is from RefSeq and is a predicted model, not a curated record. The coding region runs from base 35 to 418 and encodes 127 amino acids. The transcript has a single exon. Lineage: Eukaryota; Viridiplantae; Streptophyta; Magnoliopsida; Fabales; Fabaceae.